AUGUCAGAUAGUGAAACUGAACAAUAAAAAAAGGUGGUGCUCCCUUAAAUAAUCAUGAAUGUCUAUGACACCCAGUAUUAAGUGGUUCGUUAUGUGGGAUAAGAAAUACUCAAGUGGAAAUUAAUUGCGGAACCCGAAUCCUGGGAAUGGGAUGUCUAUUGGACGGAUUCUGGAGUUCAAGCAGAAAUGUUGAGCAGAAUGAAAUAACAUUAAAAAGUUAAUCAUUUUCCAGGAAUGUACAUAUUAGCUCGAAAAAAUAAUCUAGGUAAAUAAUUAACUAAGAUGCGUCGAAGGUUUCCAAAGGAAUUUAAAUUCUUUCCUUUUACAUGGAUGCUGCCUUCGGAUGCUCAAGACUUGAGGGAAUAUAUGAAGGGUAAGGGUAGAGAUGAGACUUUGAUUGUGAAACCUGAAGCCUCUUGUUAAGGUAGAGGUAUUUUCUUAACGAAAUCUCUUGAGUUUAUCAGUCCGACAGAGAGAUAUGUGGUGUAAAAGUACUUGGGUAAUCCCUUUUUAAUUGACGGUUUGAAAUUUGAUUUUAGAAUAUACGUCCUCGUUGCAGGAUGCGAUCCUUUGAGAAUAUUCGUAUACACAGAAGGAUUGGCCAGAUUUGCAACUGAGAAAUACCUGCCUCCUCAUCCGUCAAAUUUUGAUGAUCUUUGUAUGCACUUGACUAAUUAUGCUAUCAACAAAAAUAAUGAAAACUUUAUCUUCAAUGAGGAUGUCUAGAGAAUGGAUAUUGGACAUAAGAGAAGUAUGUCAAGCGUAUUUGAAAAAUUGAAAUAGGAAGGUAGGGAUAUCGAUCAAUUGUGGAUGGAAAUCAAAUAAAUCAUAAUAAAAACACUCUGUUCUGCUCAGCCAUUUCUUAAACAUCAAUACACCACAAGUCAACCGAAUAAUCUAAUGAAUAAUAUGUGUUUUGAAAUCUUGGGAUUCGAUAUCAUUUUGGAUAGUUCCUUCAGCCCAAUCUUGUUGGAAAUCAAUCACAGUCCUUCGUUCACUACUGAUUCUCCCCUGGAUCAAUACAUCAAGGCUAAUUUGAUUGAAGAUACAUUAGUGUUGAUGAAUGUGAACCGGGAAGAGAAGUACAGACUAAUAUAGGAGAAACACCAAGAAAUGCAAAAACGUAUUCUAACAGGUCGAAACAUCCGAAUGACACAGGAGGAUAGAAAGGCCAUUGUUGAAUAAUAUCAAUUGAUUCGAGAUGCUUAUGAGGACGAACACCUUGGGGGAUACGAGAAGAUCUACCCAUGUGAUGAGGAGUACGAGACCGAUUAUUAUACUUAAUUUCUGAAUUAUUCGAGUGAUAUCUUUGAGGAAUCAACAGGUUAUCGUUGUUGA
Messenger RNA from Paramecium tetraurelia, 1338 nucleotides. RefSeq lists its product as uncharacterized. The transcript is spliced from 5 exons. Gene Ontology annotation, biological process: microtubule cytoskeleton organization; protein polyglutamylation. Gene Ontology annotation, molecular function: tubulin binding; tubulin-glutamic acid ligase activity. Gene Ontology annotation, cellular component: cilium. The record is from RefSeq and is a predicted model, not a curated record. NCBI's taxonomy places the organism in Eukaryota, Ciliophora, Oligohymenophorea, Peniculida, Parameciidae.